AUGCUCCUUUAAUUUGAAUGCCUUAGAAAGCAUUUGAUUUUUGAUAAAGCGUACAUCCUUUAAUGUUAUGAAAGAGAAGUGUUCAUUGGAGAAGUAAUUCUAAAAUUUUAGAAUAUAUUAAGAAUAGAGCAAAACCCAAAUACUAUUUUGAAGUGUCACUGAAGAAUUUUAUUGUAUUCCAUACUGAAUAAGAUUAUUUUGGAUUCUCCAUUCCCUAUAGAGGAAAGUUAAAGCUAUUUCAUGCAAAUUCCAAAAAAGUCAGAGAACUUAAAUUACUUUUAUCUGGAAAGAUUCUUUUUGGAGACUUGAAUUAAUUCUAUCUGUAAAAGCAUUAACUUGGACAUGGAUCAUUUUCAUACGUAACCCAAAUACUAAAUUUAAGGUUAAUUUGUUGUAGAACCUGGAAACCAAAGAAAUGGUGGCAGCAAAGUUUUUAAGUAAGCAAUGGAAACAUAAAACAAAUACAGAGCGAAUGAAGGCAAUAAUAUUAAAAUUAUUUAAAGGAAAUAAUAAACGAAAAUAAUAUAGUAUAAUCUUUGAAUCAUCCAAAUAUAACCAAAAUAAAAGAGGUCUAUGACAAAAAUUCAGAGAUAGUCAUAAUCUAUGAAUUUAUCGAUGGAGACACCCUUGAGAAAUAUUUACAUGACCAUUGUGG
Messenger RNA from Paramecium octaurelia, 655 nucleotides. Lineage: Eukaryota; Ciliophora; Oligohymenophorea; Peniculida; Parameciidae. The record is from the annotation of a GenBank genome assembly.